Syngnathus typhle (broad-nosed pipefish) is the source of this 1106-nucleotide messenger RNA. RefSeq names its product calaxin (gene clxn). The record is from RefSeq and is a predicted model, not a curated record. Lineage: Eukaryota; Metazoa; Chordata; Actinopteri; Syngnathiformes; Syngnathidae. Bases 51 to 779 code for a protein of 242 amino acids. The transcript is spliced from 5 exons. Gene Ontology annotation, molecular function: calcium ion binding.
GGCAACAAAACGUCAACUUCACCUCGCGCUCCGCCACCACAGCGACUAAAAUGUUGCCCGUAAGAAGGUCGAAAAUGUCCAAAAGGAUGCUACAAAACCUCGCGGAAAGCAUUUGCAAGCAAGUGGCUCACUUCAAUAAAAGAGAGGUGGAGUGCCUUAUAAGAGAGUUUCAUUCGUUAUUAGAGGAGCCGGUGAGUCCUGCGAGGUCAGUUGGCGGAUUGGACAGAUGGAAAUUGAGAAAUUUCCUGCACAUCGCUUUUGGAGUCACCAACGACACAAUUAUGGAUAGUGUGUUUCGGACAUUUGACAAAGACAAUGACGGUUUUGUCAGCUUGAAAGAAUGGAUUGAGGGACUUUCGGUCGUUCUUCGUGGCACCUUGGAUGAAAGAAUAAAAUACUGCUUUCACGUGUACGACUUGAACGGUGACAAGUAUAUCUCCAGAGAGGAGAUGUUGCAAAUGUUGAGGUACAGCCUCAGACUACCUGGGGAAGAGGAUCCUUAUGAUGGCAUCAAAGACCUAGUAGAGAUCACACUCAAGAAGAUGGAUCACGACCACGACGACAGGAUUUCUUUGGAUGACUUUACGAAAUCCGUGAAAAAGGCGAACCACGUCCUUGAGGCUUUUGGAACGUGUCUCCCUAACAUCACAGUAAGUUCAAUGAGUUGUCAAGCAUUCCACAAUCACAACUUUUUUCUAUUUAAAAUAUUUUCUUUUUUUUUCCUUUUCCAGAGGAUUGACACCUUUGAGCAGCGUGUAUUUCAGAGUCAAGUGCACUGAUGAUCAAAGUUUAUUAAUUUUUUUAUAUGCAUGCAACGUCCGUCCAUUUUCUAUACUGUUUGCCUUGACCUCAUUAAGGUUAUAGGUGAGCUAGAGCAAUCCCAACUGAUUCAGGUCAGAGGUCGGGUACACACCUGACUGGUUGCCAGGCAACCACAGGCCAUAUAACUCUUCCCACUUACAUUCACGCCUAUGGACUACUUAGUUUUCAGUUAGCUCAACAUAAAAGGAGUUUGCAUCCGAAGCAGGAGUUUGUGAAGAAAAUCUACACAAGCACGGGAAGAACCUGCAGAAUGUGUCAAGAAAUUAAAAAGAUGUCCAAAGAAA